GUAUUUGCCACUCGCACAUGUGAUAAAUUUCAAAAUGGCCUCCUUUGGAAAUGCAAUUCCUCCUCCUGCAAAACCUGCUGACACAAAUGCUGCUUUCGCAGAUGCCUUAAAAAGAGCCAAAGAGAUCGCCGCCAGAAUGGGUUCGGCCGCAGCUGCUAGUAGUGGCGAGUCAGCUAAAAGGCCCUUAGAAGCUUCUUCUGGUGGUGAACCAGCAGCAAAAAAACCUCUCAUGCAAGGCUCUAAUGAUAUUGUUAUCGAUGCAAAGGCAAUAGCGAUGCAAGUUGCUGCAAAUAUUGCACAAAGAGCUGGAUUACAAUCAAUGCCUGUUGAAGAUUUAAAAAUUCCUAACAAAUAUGUUGGGCUAAUUAUUGGAAAAGGUGGUGAACAGAUCAAUAAACUUCAGUCCGAAACUGGUGCAAGAGUUCAAGUUGCUCCAGAUCCACCUCCUGGAGCAAUGCCCCCUCCAGAUCGUGCUGUCACAAUCUCUGGUAACCCUGAAGCUGUGGAAAAAGCCAAAAAUUUGAUCCUCAAAAUUUGCGAAGAUGGCAAAGUUCCAGAGUCCUUGAUGUCUGUACCAACAAUUGCCCCUGGAGAAUCAUUAAUGGAAGUUAUGAUUCCAGCUUCAAAAGUUGGAUUGAUUAUUGGCAAAGGUGGUGAAACAAUUAAAAACCUGCAGGAACGAGCUCAAUGUAAGAUGGUUAUGGUGCAAGAUGGUCCCUGGUUAAGUGCUCCUGAAAAACCACUCAGAAUAACUGGUGAACAGUCAAGGUGCCAACGAGGGAAAGACUUGGUGUUGGACUUGCUUACGGAAAAAGAACUUGAGCAGAUCCAACAAAAAGGCUCAGAUUUCAUGGGCAAACAAACAAAUGAAUAUGGUACACCCAUCGGAGGAGGACAGUUCGGUCAAAACCCGCGAAAUUUUGGUGCCCAGAACGAGAUCCCAGUUCCCAAAGAAAGUGUUGGGUUUAUCAUCGGCAAGAAUGGUGAUACAAUCAAACGAUUACAGAGUGAAACAGGAGCGAGGAUUCAGUUCAAGCCUGAUGAUGCCAGCUCACCGACAAGGGUAGCAACGAUACAAGGUCCUCCUGAGCAAGUUCAAAGAGCAUCGCAAAUGAUCAACGAAAUCGUUGAACAAUCACGACAGAGGUCCGGUGGUUCAAGAGGAGGACCUCCAAUACCAAGUGGUCCUGGAGUCAGAAAAGUCGAUUUUCCAGUUCCUGCAGCUAAAUGUGGACUUGUCAUUGGAAAAGGUGGAGAAACCAUUCGACAGAUCAACCAGGCCUCUGGGGCACAUGUUGAGCUCAAUAGAAAUAUUCCUGAAAAUGGACCAAAGCGGUUAUUCACUAUUCGAGGCACUGAACAACAAAUUCAACAAGCACAGAAUAUGAUUCGUGAAAAAACUGGUGAUGGUGGCGGAGGGUAUGGUCAAAAUCACGGACAAAAUGAUUAUAACCAAGGAGGUUACCAACAGAAUCAACAACAGAACCAACAAAGUUGGCAAGGCUAUCCCUAUCAACAGUAUGGUCAACAACAAAACCCAUACGGGCAAGCUCAAAAUAAUUAUGGACAACCGCAACAACAGGGUGGGCCCCCAGGCGAUCAGCAAGGGUCAAACCCAGCAGCUUCGGGAGCUCCAACCUCUGGUGCUGGUCCUACAGCAGGGGCUCAAGGUCAGCCAGACUACAGCGCAGCGUGGGCGAUGUAUUAUCAACAAUUGUAUCAACAACAAGCCGCAGCAGCCGCUGGACAAUCUGCCGGAGGUAACGCUGCACAAGGUGGUCAACCUGAUUACACUGCUCAAUGGAUGGAAUACUACCGCCAACAGGGCUACUACUAUCCCUACGGCCAACAGCAGCAACAACCAGGACAGCAAGCCCAACAACCUCAACAGCAAGGACAGCAACCUGGACCUCCUCAAGGACAUCAACCUGGUCCACCUCAAGGUCAGGGACAACCUCAACAACGAUGAUGUCUUUAGUGAUUGAAAUGUUGUGCCUAACCCAAUUCAUUGUAAGUCGAAUCUUGUGUAUUAUACCUGCAUAGCCCUAGUAUACAGCAUACUGAACAACUUGUAAAGUAAUCAGUGAUGACAGUAUUAUCACGUGCCUUUUAUAAUAAUGGGUGCAAGAACUGAAUGUAAUAAAAAAUAGUUUCUUCGAAAUGUGUCGGAAUGAAUAUAUCAAUGAUACGGUUGGCCGUCGGUUGCAUUUACUAAUUAAACGUAUUUUUUAAUAGAUUGUGUAUUUUAGUUUUAAAUAAAAACUUUUGUGUACUUUA
Messenger RNA from Dendronephthya gigantea, 2277 nucleotides. Its product is annotated as far upstream element-binding protein 3-like. Gene Ontology annotation, biological process: regulation of DNA-templated transcription. Gene Ontology annotation, molecular function: mRNA binding. The record is from RefSeq and is a predicted model, not a curated record. The transcript has 24 exons. Bases 35 to 1969 code for a protein of 644 amino acids. Gene Ontology annotation, cellular component: nucleus; cytoplasm. NCBI's taxonomy places the organism in Eukaryota, Metazoa, Cnidaria, Anthozoa, Malacalcyonacea, Nephtheidae.